Messenger RNA from Trichoderma harzianum CBS 226.95, 1530 nucleotides. RefSeq lists its product as hypothetical. The transcript is spliced from 6 exons. Gene Ontology annotation, cellular component: centrosome; cytoplasmic dynein complex. NCBI's taxonomy places the organism in Eukaryota, Fungi, Ascomycota, Sordariomycetes, Hypocreales, Hypocreaceae. Gene Ontology annotation, molecular function: dynein heavy chain binding. Gene Ontology annotation, biological process: microtubule cytoskeleton organization; microtubule-based movement. Bases 1 to 1530 code for a protein of 509 amino acids. The record is from RefSeq and is a predicted model, not a curated record.
AUGGCAAACAGGAUAUCACAAUAUACCAUGACAUCAAGGGACGGCGACAGUCAAAAUGGCGAGCCCAAGAGGAACUUGUGGACUUCAAUGCUAGAGUCAGUGGCCAGCGGCAAGAGAUUACCGGAAAAGAACCUUUUGGUCUUGGGAGGCACCCCGGAAUCGCAACGGGAGUUUCUGGACUCGCUGUCAGGAUCCGAACCGAGGCGCAACUUUGACCGGCAAAAGAUCCCCCCGAUUGCGAACAACUACGCCCUGGGUUAUACUUAUUAUGAUGUCCUCGACGCGGAUCAAGAUGACACACUUGCUCGAGUUUCUCUCUAUCUUCUUUCCCAGCCCUCGGGCGAGUUCUCUUCGCUCAUCGCCCCCUUACUUACGCCCGAGACGAUACCAAACACUGCACUGGUAAUACUGCUAGACUGGUCGCACCCGCAUUUGUGGCUGCGUCAAAUCUGGACAUGGCUGCAAGUGUUCCAGGAAGUUCUAGAGCACCUGAGCAGAGAUGUGCAAACCGAGAUGGAAGAGGUCAUGAACAAUUGGAAAGAGAGGGGAAGGGGAGGCUCGUCGGUCAACCUGGAUGGCACUCCAUCCGCCACCGUCGCCAAUGGUGAUAGCAAUGCCGGCUCACUGCCGCUUGGGCCCGGCGAAUGGACUGAGCCUCUUGGGCUACCGUUGUGUGUUGUGUGUCAAAACAGCAAAGGAUGGAAAGAACCGGACUUUGACGGAGUGCUACAGAACUUGCGAACAGUCCUGCUGAGACACGGCGCUUCACUCAUAUACACAUCACAAAGCACCGCAUCUCAACUCCCUAUUCUCAUACACUCAACUCUCGGCAUCACUUCUCUUUUGAAACGCCAACCCCUGAAACAUAACGUCAUCGACCGAGAUAAGAUUGUAGUUCCCCCAAACUGGGAUUCUUGGGGCAAGAUUAGAGUUCUGGGUGGCUCGUUCGACACGGAAAAGGUCUCACAGUACUGGUCCGAGGACAUCAAGAUUCCCCUCGGGGCCCCUCCUCCAACUCUGGCCCUGCCCGACCCCGAAGACGACGACGACGACGGCUCAAACCAACUGCCUCAAGUUGAGAGCGCCAUUGCACUCUACGAAGACUGGUGCAGAGAUCCGAAUAGUGGAGGACUCGCCCUCGUGGAGAACGCCAUGAACGACGGCACGGAAGUGGCUGUUGAAAGUGAAGACACCCAGGACUUUCUUGAACGGCAGCUCAAGAUUCUGGAGGCGUACAAGUCAAAAGCACCGGAGAAAUCGACAGACAGUGCUGUUUCUAGCUCGACGAAGAGACUCGACUACGAUGAAAAGACUGUUAAUGAGCAUAUCGGUCCCGUGCAGUUCAAUAUGGGCGGCAUUCAAGUUGACGCUGACGAUAUGCUGCAGCGCCUUAAGGACCGCAAUGCACACAUCGCAGCUGACGUUCCCUCCUCCGAGCCAGAAGGCGCAGUCAGUAACAUAGCCAAGGACUUUGACAAUGAACAGCUACACGAUUUCUUCUCGGGCCUGAUGAACAAAACAGCCCGCUGA